AUGUCCUUAUGGAUUAUGUGUCUAGAUGCAUCGGUUUAGAGCUGUCCAAGUGUAUGCGCGUAUUCGCGCGCCGGAAUAUGUACGGGGCCUGAUAUACGUUACUAUGAAUAUACCGCGUUAGGACUCCUUUGGGAAUGUUUCGACCUCCGGAGCUAUUGCGAAUCGCUGAAUUCCUUUCGAAUUCUGAUGGAAUAUGGGUGUAUCGAUCUCUUCACAGUGUCUACCGUCUUUCAUGGUACCGUUCGCGUUUCCUGA
Habropoda laboriosa is the source of this 255-nucleotide messenger RNA. RefSeq lists its product as uncharacterized. The transcript is spliced from 2 exons. The record is from RefSeq and is a predicted model, not a curated record. Lineage: Eukaryota; Metazoa; Arthropoda; Insecta; Hymenoptera; Apidae.